Molecule: messenger RNA, 1700 nt
Organism: Hibiscus syriacus
Lineage: Eukaryota; Viridiplantae; Streptophyta; Magnoliopsida; Malvales; Malvaceae
Product: protein IQ-DOMAIN 1-like
Exons: 6
Coding region: 109-1434 (441 amino acids)
Molecular function (GO): protein binding
Source: RefSeq, a predicted model, not a curated record
AUUUUAUUUUCUUCUUUUAUUGUUUUGUGAAAAGGAAGGGAAGAGUACCUUUCAAGUUCUUUGAGAUCUGAGCAUUGCAUUCUCAGGAUCAUAGUGAGGAAAAGCAAGAUGGGGAAGAAAGGGAAAUGGUUGUAUUCUCUGAAGAAAGCCUUCAUCUCAGAGUCCAAGGAAAAGAAAAACCAGAAAUCCAAAGAAGAGUUUUUGGAGAAGAAGAUGCCUCUGGACCCCACUGGUUCUAAUGCAGCCAGUCUAGAAACUGUCAAAUUAUCCCCUCAUCCUCAGCCUGACGAGGCGAAGUUAAGCAAGCAGACUUACCCUGCCACUGCUCCGGCCGCUCCAUCUCAGGUUGCUGUCGAGGCAGUUCGGCGUCAACUAAAUACGGAUGUCAGGUUUGCCGGGAAGUCUAAGGAGGAAGUGGCAGCAAUCAAAAUUCAAACAGCUUUCCGAGGUUACCUUGCAAAAAGGGCAUUGUAUGCCUUAAGAGGACUGGUUAGGCUGAAAUCCCUGAUUGAAGUGCCUGCAGUCAAAAGGCAAGCAGCCAGUGGCCUUCGGUGUAUGCAAACUCUCUCUCGUCUGCAGUGUCAGAUUCAUGCUAGGAGAAUACGAAUGACCGAAGAAAAUAAGGCUCUUCAGAGGCAACUCUUGCAGAGACACGCGAAAGAGCUCGUGAACUUGCAGAUGGGCGAAGAGUGGGAUGACAGUGUGCAGUCAAAGGAACAAAUUGAGGCAAGCUUAUUGAGAAAACAUGAGGCUGCCAUGAAAAGAGAAAGGGCCAUGGCAUACUCAUUUACUCAUCAGCAAGCCUGGAAGAAUGGUUCGAGAUCUAUGAAUCCUUUAUUCAUGGAUCCGAACAAUCCCUCGUGGGGAUGGAGCUGGAUGGAACGAUGGAUGGCAGCCCGGCCAUGGGAAGGGCGUCGUGGCAUGAGAGAAAAGGAACAGAUCAAUGACCAGUCAUCCACAAAGAGUGCACGAAGCAACUUCGGAGGAGAAAUCAGCAAAGCUUAUGUUCGUUACCAACUCAAUUCGGAUAAGCAAACCCUGAAGGCCAGCCAAAAGCCUAGCCGAACUUCGAGCCUCUUGUCCCCUUCUACUCCUAAGUCAGCAUCCAUAUCUGCCCAAAAGCUGAAGUCAGCAUGCCCUAGGAGUGGCAUGGUCGAUCCGGAUGACGACACAAGAAGCAUAGUCAGUAUGCAGUCCAUAAGAAACCGGAGACACAGCAUUGCAGGCUCCUCAGUGCAUGACGACGAGAGCCUUUUGAACUCUCCAACGCUUCCAAGUUACAUGGUACCAACUAAGUCUGCAAGAGCUAAGACCACGAGAUUAGAAAGUCCCUUGGGACUAGAACCAAGCGGAACACCCGAGAAAGAGCGGAUUGCAUCUGUUAAGAAACGGCUUUCUUAUCCGCCUUCACCGGCCAGGCCAAGGCGGCACUAAGGUCCGCCAAAAGUUGACAGCGGCAUCACCAAUACAGAUGUUGCAGUGGUGAAUAUUGAGUGCAGUCGAUUAUUUCUAAUCAAAAACAGAUGAUGACGUCCAUAUGAACCAUACAAUGAAGCAGAGAGGAAUUAUUUAUAGUCAUUUGAUUUCUAAUUAAUUCAACUGUCAAAAGAUUUUUAAGUCGCUGGGGGUAGAAUUUGUUGCUGGAUCAGCUAGCUUCUGUCAUCUAAAAAUUUCCUUCUCAAUUCUUACAUCCUUGUUUA